CACCACCCAGCCUCCAUGGCCGACCAGCUAAGCGAGGAACAGGUGGCUGAGUUCAAGGAGGCCUUCUGCCUGUUUGACAAGGACGGGGACGGCGUCAUCACCACCCAGGAGCUGGGCACCGUCAUGCGCUCCCUAGGCCAGAACCCCACGGAGGCCGAGCUGCGGGACAUGGUAAGCGAGAUCGACCGCGACGGCAACGGCACCGUGGACUUCCCCGAGUUCCUGGGCAUGAUGGCCAGGCAGCUGAAGGGCAGGGACAGUGAGGACCAGAUCCGCGAGGCCUUCCGCGUCUUCGAUAAGGACGGCAACGGCCUGGUGAGCGCCGCUGAGCUGCGGCACGUGAUGACCAGGCUGGGGGAGAAGCUGAGCGACGAGGAGGUGGACGAGAUGAUCCGGGCUGCGGACGUGGACGGGGACGGGCAGGUGAACUACGAGGAGUUCGUCCACAUGCUGGUCUCCAAGUGAGGAGCCCGGCCUGGCACUGUGGCCCCCACACCUGGCUGCAGGGCUUUGCUGCGUUAACCCGGGGCCGGCCGUGCUCCCCGCAUCCCUCCGGCCCCUCUGGGCUCCGCAGCUUCUCCGUUCCAGGUGAUUCCGCCCAUCUUUGUGCACCUCCCUUUGUUGCCUUUUUCCUGCCACCCCUCCCCCCCUUCCCAGCCGGGCCACGCC
Messenger RNA from Lontra canadensis (Northern American river otter), 669 nucleotides. RefSeq names its product calmodulin like 3 (gene CALML3). Bases 16 to 465 code for a protein of 149 amino acids. Gene Ontology annotation, molecular function: enzyme regulator activity; calcium ion binding. The transcript has a single exon. The record is from RefSeq and is a predicted model, not a curated record. Lineage: Eukaryota; Metazoa; Chordata; Mammalia; Carnivora; Mustelidae.